Molecule: messenger RNA, 495 nt
Organism: Xenopus laevis (African clawed frog)
Lineage: Eukaryota; Metazoa; Chordata; Amphibia; Anura; Pipidae
Product: serine/threonine-protein kinase dst1-like
Exons: 5
Coding region: 1-495 (164 amino acids)
Source: RefSeq, a predicted model, not a curated record
AUGAAUAACAAAUCCAUGCCAAAUGUGGAUGUGUGGUCUUUAGGAAUCACGGCCAUAGAAAUGGCAGAAUACAAUCCUCCACACAUUAAACUCCGUGGUGCUGAGCUUUCCGAAAGGAUUAUGAAUGGUCCAGCUCCAGCUCUAAAAGAGGAUAUAUGGAGUAGUAAAUUCCACAGAUUUCUUAAUAAAUGUCUUCAGAAGGAUCCAGCCAAAAGGCCAUUCGCAAAGGAACUCCUAUUAAACCGAUUCAUCACAUAUAAUCGAGAUGAAGAGGAGGUGCAAUAUAGCAUAGCAGAACAUAUACAUAAAGGACUCUAUCUUGAGUGCCUAUAUGGUAAAGUCAAGCAGACCUGUGUUCAACCUGGACACCUGACCUGCCCCACCAUUGCCUCCUACCUAGAGCCACUACCUGAGGCCGAGCCCAACCACAAUGAGUACCUGUGGGUAUUCCACAGGUACCUGACCUACUGCAGAUCUCUAACUCGAGUGCACUAA